Molecule: messenger RNA, 1031 nt
Organism: Melitaea cinxia (Glanville fritillary)
Lineage: Eukaryota; Metazoa; Arthropoda; Insecta; Lepidoptera; Nymphalidae
Exons: 3
Coding region: 135-902 (255 amino acids)
Source: RefSeq, a predicted model, not a curated record
UUUCCUUAAUUUGACAAUGACAACAUUGACAACAGUAUUUGGCGGAAUCAAGAAUGUCAUACUCGUAGUCAAUUUGUGCAAUCUAAAAUAAAAAUAGUUAAUAAUUAGUUAACCGUUAAUUAAAUAUAUUAAAAAUGCAACUGGUUACUAAAGUGUAUCUUUAUCGUAGCCCUUACACAAUUUGUUAUAUUUCACAGGACCGUUUACUAUUACCUGAUGAAUAUAGUUCCAAAUCUAUCGGUGUUAAAGUGAAUACCAGUGAUUUUAACUUAGAUGAUACCGAAAUUAAAAAUGACAAUACGAAAGAAUUAAACAAGAAAAAUUUAAAAUUAAGUACAACAGCUCUAUUUUUACAGCCUUUUCUCAAAGAGUGCUUAAAUUCUGAAGUGUAUAGAACGAAUGUUUUGAGAAAUUUAAAAAAAUUGAGUAGUCAUCCUAACAGUGGGACAUUAUUUUUAAAAUUAAUUCUAGAACCACCGGAUAAAGAAGUGAUCGAUUAUGCGUGGAAUUAUAGAAUGUCAUUGUUAAUAUGGACGAGAGUUGAAGUAGAAAAUGCAUUUUCGUGGUUAUCAACACUUGGUGGAGCUUAUUCAGCACUAGGAGACUAUUUUGAGCACUGUGCCGAAGAAGCAGGUAAAAUAUCGAUGCGUCAGUAUGCUUUGUCUAAAAUGCUAGGUGAUGAUAGUCUAGCGGCGAGGAGUAAAUUGUACUCUGCAAUAGCAUAUGCACAGAAGGGUAAAUUGAAACUAGCAAAGUAUUUAGUUAAAAAUAUAGCAAAAUACGCAAGAGAGAGUAAUGAUAGACGUCUCAACAGGAUGUGUCAAGGUGUAUGGGUUAAGUUAAAGUACUUACAAGGCAAAGCAAAGAAAGACAAUUGUGUUCAUAGGGCAAGUUCCAAGUGAAUGUAUAGUGAUUUAAAUCUUCUUGAAGCUUAUUUUAUCACAAAAGAAUUGUUAUAAUUCAUGUUGAAUUUUUGUAAAAUUACUAUAAGUAAUAAUAAAUAUCAAAAAGUAAAAAGCAAUAUUUAUAUA